Molecule: messenger RNA, 1434 nt
Organism: Fusarium oxysporum Fo47
Lineage: Eukaryota; Fungi; Ascomycota; Sordariomycetes; Hypocreales; Nectriaceae
Product: putative amidoligase enzyme-domain-containing protein
Exons: 4
Coding region: 313-1278 (321 amino acids)
Source: RefSeq, a predicted model, not a curated record
CCGCCAUUCGAGGCCAGAAAGGUUUUUGCUGUACUUAACCUGAAAGCGAGGCGACAAUUUUGAGAUGUGACAAUGACAGCUCAGCACGCGGCCGUAUCCAAACGUUUUGAACAAGGCACAAGCGCAUCAGGAAACGGGUGAUCACCUUCAUGUAGUACGACUCCCUCUCUGCAGCAAGGUGAUUAUUCAAAAACCAAGGUGGUUGUCUUAUACAAGCUGCAUGGCCAAAUCCGCCACCUUCAACCCGACCCCAGCCAAUUCUACCAUUCUUUCUUUUUCGAGUCCCUAAACACUUCUUACAUCUUGUCGAUCAUGACGGUAUCAAAGCCCAGGCAUUACAACUUCGGCGUGGAGAUCGAGGCUGUGGUAAAGCCUUACGGUGGUGCUGAUAGCUUUACCAAUGUCGACUGGUAUCGACAAUUAGCACAGAAGCUACGGAACCGCAACAUCGAAGCUGUGCACGAUGACUGUUCAAAAUACAGCAAGCAUCCGGAGUACUACGGUGGUAAAUGGUUCGUCACUAGAGAUGGAUCUUUGAAGAGAGAGCGUCCCAUGGUCUGCAUGGAAGUCGUUUCCCCUCGUCUAGAUACCAAGCAACAUGUCAGCGGCAUACUUGGCGACUUUUGGGAAGCGAUGCGUGUACACUUCAGUCCCCAACGCGAUAUCUCCUGCGGCGGCCACGUCCAUGUCACUCCCGUCUCUGGUCAGAACAAGUUCUCCCUACGUGGCCUCAAGAAGAUUGCGUUUGCAUCUGCUGUUUAUGAAGAAUUUGUGGCAGCUGUCCUCCCCAAAGCCCGCCGAGAAAAUCAGUACUGUCGGCCAAACAGUCAAAGCAUGGGUUCUGGGUUGCGUGAAACGCUGAUACGAUUCGGUAAGAGCAAGGGCUCACUUCUCCAAGUCGCAUCAGAAAUCAAGUCAACGACAUCCGAAGCGGAUUUGUGCUACUAUAUGCAGGGGAACCGAUACGUGCUAUGGAACUUCCAGAACAUUUUCCCAAACCCCAAGACAGGGAAAUGUACUGGCACGGUUGAAUUCCGGGGGGGCAACCAAUUCUUAAGUACGAAGGGGACUCUUGCUUGGGUGGCAUUCGUCAUGGGAUUCAUCACACUGGCCCUGGAGGAGGAUCUUCUCAACAAGCUUACUACGUAUACUUCGCCCGACGACCCAAAAUUCCAGUCACGUCUCGAAGACUGGUGGAAACGGAUACGUCAAGCGGCUAAGCAAUCAAAGCUUUCUCGAUAUCUACCCUUGGAGUACAUCAAGAUGCACACAAGAUAACCAUAUGGCAUAACAUUUCUGCCAGGACGACGACAGACCCUACCUCAUACCGACCUUGGGUUCAGGGUAUAUGUUCUUUGGCUUACUAUGGGAUACAGUUUCGGGCAUGGCAUGAUUCAUGAUUUCAGUUAAUGGAGCUAUUGGUGUCUAGGCGUA